CUGCAGAGGCAGCUGUGCUGUUCCCGGAACCCAGCUUCUGGGGUUCAGCCACCUCCAGGGGUUCAUCGAAGUUCCAGGGGCACACGAAGUGGGUGCUCCCCUUUUGGGUGCUGACAGCAGACUUUACCUCUCCUCCACCACCAUGAGCGGCUGCUCCACGAGAUGCAAGCUGGGCUUCGUGAAAUUCGCCCAGACCAUCUUUAAGCUCAUCACUGGGACCCUCAGCAAAGAUAAGAUUGAAGAUGAGCUGGAGAUGACUAUGGUUUGCCAUCGGCCUGAGGGGCUGGAGCAGCUGGAGGCCCAAACCAACUUCACCAAGAGGGAGCUGCAAGUCCUUUAUCGCGGCUUCAAAAACGAGUGUCCCAGUGGUGUGGUAAAUGAGGAGACGUUCAAACAGAUCUACGCUCAGUUCUUCCCUCAUGGAGAUGCCAGCACAUAUGCCCAUUACCUCUUCAAUGCCUUCGACACCACCCAGACAGGCUCUGUCAAGUUUGAGGAUUUUGUUACUGCUCUGUCGAUCCUACUGCGAGGAACCGUCCAUGAGAAGCUCAGGUGGACAUUUAACUUGUACGACAUCAAUAAAGAUGGCUACAUAAAUAAAGAGGAGAUGAUGGAUAUUGUCAAAGCCAUCUAUGACAUGAUGGGGAAAUACACAUAUCCUGUGCUCAAAGAGGACACCCCAAGGCAGCACGUCGAUGUCUUCUUCCAGAAAAUGGACAAAAAUAAAGAUGGCAUCGUGACUUUAGAUGAAUUUCUUGAAUCCUGUCAGGAGGAUGAUAACAUCAUGAGGUCUCUCCAGCUGUUCCAAAAUGUCAUGUGACUGGGGACGCACCACCAUCCAACUCUCAGAGACGUUGCACUGAAGAACUACGUUAGCUACCCUGAUCUGCCCUUUUCUGACUUUACACACCGACUCUUGGGACAGAAACACCUUUUAACCACUCUGAAAG
Messenger RNA from Elephantulus edwardii (Cape elephant shrew), 950 nucleotides. It is a transcript of the gene KCNIP1, whose product is annotated as Kv channel interacting protein 1. Gene Ontology annotation, biological process: regulation of potassium ion transmembrane transport. The record is from RefSeq and is a predicted model, not a curated record. The transcript has 8 exons. The coding region runs from base 143 to 820 and encodes 225 amino acids. Gene Ontology annotation, molecular function: potassium channel regulator activity; transmembrane transporter binding; calcium ion binding. Gene Ontology annotation, cellular component: voltage-gated potassium channel complex. Lineage: Eukaryota; Metazoa; Chordata; Mammalia; Macroscelidea; Macroscelididae.